Juglans microcarpa x Juglans regia is the source of this 4824-nucleotide messenger RNA. RefSeq lists its product as uncharacterized. The record is from RefSeq and is a predicted model, not a curated record. NCBI's taxonomy places the organism in Eukaryota, Viridiplantae, Streptophyta, Magnoliopsida, Fagales, Juglandaceae. Gene Ontology annotation, biological process: positive regulation of DNA-templated transcription.
CUACUACUAGCAACUGCGCUCGAUUUGAAAGAAACGUUGAGAAGAUCAGCACCUCACCGCUCCUCGUCGUCGUCGAGCUCAAUUGGUUUUUUGACGCGUUUGCUUGCUGUUCAUCUUCAUUACAGAGGAGAAGAGACCGUGCCAACCAAUUUCAAACCAACAAAGUGCAAGAAAGCAAAAGCGAUAGAAAUCCCCCCCCCCCCCCCCAAGCCCUCCCGCUCGCCAUGGCAAAAUUGGAGAGAGACCUCCAGUGCCAGUGCGUCGGAAGACUUGAAGUCGUUAAGCCCAAGCCCGUCGGAUUCCUCUGUGGUUCUAUCCCCGUUCCCACGGACAAAUCCUUCCAGUCUUUCGAUUCCUCCGCUCUCAUCCCAUCACCCCUAGCAGUUAGCGCUCCUCGGUAUCGGAUGCUUCCGACGGAGACGGAUCUCAAUACGCCUCCGAUUUUCUCCAAGUUUCCGGAAAAGUUUAUUCCUAUUGCUGCUGUGCAGUCCAAGGCUAAUGGAGAUUUACCUUGGGAAGGUGGUGCUGUUACAUCAAAUUUUUCUAGGAAAUGUGAGGCCCUUGCAGUUUCUGGUUUGGUUGAGUAUGGGGAUGAGAUAGAUGUGAUUGCUCCAGCUGACAUUCUGAAGCAAAUCUUUAAAAUGCCAUAUUCUAAGGCACGAUUAUCAAUUGCCGUUCAUCGUGUUGGACAGACUCUUGUUCUGAAUACUGGGCCAGAUGUUGAAGAGGGAGAAAAGUUGAUUAGAAGACACAACAAUCAGUCAAAAUCUGCAGAUUCUUUAUUUUUGAAUUUUGCCAUGCAUUCAGUUAGAAUGGAGGCUUGUGAUUGUCCUCCUACUCAUCAUGUCCCAUCACAGAAGCAAUCAAAUUCUUGUGUUCUUCGGGGAAAUAGAACUCAAUUUGCGGGGAAGUGCGAUAGUGUUAUUCCAGAUGAAGGAUCCAAUAGUUGUUCCGAGUACCCUCAAGUCAAACAAGAUAGCAUCUUUUGGGGCAGUAAGAAGAAUAAGAGAAAUAAGGGGCGGGAUCAUGUCAAAAAGGCUUCACAAGUUGGCGAGAAGCCCAGGUGCUCAAUGCAGGAGUCUGAAAAACAUAGAAGAGUUGGAAAUGAUGGGUUUCGAAGGGUUUUAUUUUGGCAGUUUCACAAUUUCCGUAUGCUUUUGGGCAGUGACUUGCUUCUGUUCAGUAAUGAAAAAUAUGUUGCUGUCAGCUUGCAUUUAUGGGACGUUACACGACAGGUCACUCCAUUAACUUGGCUUGAAGCUUGGCUUGACAAUGUUAUGGCAAGUGUGCCUGAGUUGGCCAUCUGUUAUCAUCAAAAUGGCGUUGUUCAAGGUUAUGAGCUUCUGAAAACAGAUGAUAUAUUUCUAUUGAAAGGAAUCUCUGAGGAUGGAACUCCUGCUUUUUAUCCUUAUGUAAUCCAGCAAAAUGGCGUUUCUGUUUUGAGGUUCCUCCAAGAUAACUGCAAGCAGGAUCCUGGUGCUUAUUGGCUUUAUAAAAGUGCGGGGGAAGAUGUAAUUCAACUUUUUGAUCUUUCUGUUAUUCCCAAGAACCAUUCCUCCGAUGAUUGUGAUGAUGCCUCAAGCUCCCUGCCUUCUCUAUUGCAAAGGGGACGAAGUGAUUCCUUGUAUUCAUUAGGGACUCUUCUGUACCGAAUUGCUCACAGGCUUUCGUUUUCAAUGGCUUCUAACAAUAGGGCCAGAUGUGUGAGGUUCUUCCAAAAAUGUUUGGAUUUUCUUGAUGAGCCAGAUCAUCUGGUUGUACGAGCAUGUGCUCAUGAACAAUUUGCAAGGCUCAUUUUAAAUUAUGAUGAAGAGCUGGAUUUAACAUCUGAAUCUCUUCCUGUGGAAUGCGAAGUUACAGUUAUUGAUGCCGAGGAAGAAUCUUCGGACUUUGUAGGUGGUAAUUCAGAAUCAGUUGGGCAUGAAAAGGUCUCCUCUUUAGUUGCGGAGGAUAAACCAUACGACGACGGUCAAAGUUUUCAAGAUUUAGCAUCAGAGACUUCUGUCAAGAUGACGUUGGAGGCAUAUUUAUCUGCUUCUGAAAAAUUGAUAGAAGCAGGUGACAUAGAAUUAACAGAUCCAGGAGCUGUGACAAGUUCCAGUGGCAAUGAAAGCUCUGCUUUGUGCAAGUUGUCACCAACACCAGUUCAAACUGUUGUUGAUCCCAUAUCCUCUAAGUUAGCUGCAGUACAUCAUGUUUCUCAGGCUAUCAAGUCUCUCAGAUGGAUGCGCCAACUGCAGAGCACUGAGCCACAGCUGGUGGGCAAAAGCAGUGGAACUAAUGAUGCACUGCCCUCGUCUACAAAUUUUUCUGUUUGUGCAUGUGGUGAUGCUGACUGUAUUGAAGUUUGUGACAUUCGGGAAUGGCUUCCAACAUUAAAACUGGAUCAUAAGUUGUGGAAACUUGUUCUUUUGCUUGGAGAAUCUUAUUUGGCACUUGGUCAAGCUUAUAAGGAGGAUGACCAGUUGCAUCAGGCAUUAAAGGUGGUAGAAUUGGCAUGUUCUACUUACGGAUCAAUGCCUCAGCAUCUUGAAGAUACAAGGUUCAUUUCUUCAAUGAUCAGUUGCUCAUCAUUGCAGAACAAAUUUAGCGAAAGAAAUGAAAAGGCCAGAUUAUAUGGUGGUGAUGUGAUGGAUGAGAAAUCCAGCUCCUCAGAUGAUUCUCUUACUUUUGAGCAAUACUCUUCCACUUACCUCUUCUGGGCCAGGGUGUGGACACUGGUUGGAGAUAUUUAUGUUGAGUUCCAUGUGGUACAUGGUAAAGAGAUCUCAAUGCACGCAGAGAGGAAAUCCAAUACCAGAGAGUUGAGAAUCUCUUCUGAGGUGGUGAAGGAAGUUAAAAGGCUCAAGAAGCAGCUGGGCCAGUGUGGCCAGAAUUGCAGCUCAUGCUCCUUGGUAAAUUGCAGCUGCCAGAGUGACAGGGCAAGCAGUGGUAGCAGUGCAAGCAGUAGCAAUGCAAAUAUGCGCUCUGUAGGUUAUGGCAGAAAACAGUCAAAGAAAGUUUAUGCAAAGAGCGUAUCCUGCUCCCUUUUGGGAGACCCUGAAGAUGGGCAUGUUCAUCACCGGAUGGACAAUGCUAAGACUUUUGAUGGUGGGCAUCUACAGCACAACGGAAACGAUGAAAGCCUAAAAGAAGUUCCUUAUACUGAUAAUGCUAAUCUUGGGCUAAAAUCUUUGGGAACUAAUACUAAAAAAGUUGAGGGUUUUCUGGAGAUGCAUGAUACAGGCUCCACAGUUGCCUCACAAACUGAAAUGGCUUCUAGAGAAACACCCAAAGUGAAAAAUGGUGGAAUAUUUAAGUACCUUGGGGGUCCUGUAGUCAGAGAUGCAGAGCAUAAUCUUUUAACUGCACUAACCUGUUAUGAAGAAGCUACAAAGGCGCUGGGUGGAUUUCCAUCGGAUUCAGCAGAACUAAAAUCUGUAGUCAAGAAGAAAGGGUGGGUUUUUAAUGAACUGGGUCGUAACAGGCUCGAAAGAAGAGAAUUGAACAAAGCUGAAGUUGCUUUUGCAGAUGCUAUAAAUGCAUUCAGGGAAGUCUCGGAUCACACCAACAUUAUAUUAAUUAAUUGUAAUUUGGGCCAUGGCAGACGUGCAUUGGCUGAAGAGAUGGUAUCAAAGAUUGAAGAUCUCAAAGUACAUGCACUCUUCCAUAAUGCAUACAACCAAGCAUUGGAGACUGCUAAACUAGAAUAUACUGAAUCACUGAGAUAUUACGGGGCAGCGAAGUCAGAACUGAUACUUGUUGCUGAAGGGGAUGAAUCUGUGACAAGUGCCUUGAGGAAUGAGGUACAGACUCAGUUUGCGCAUACAUAUCUGAGGCUUGGCAUGCUCCUGGCAAAAGAAGAUGUAACUGCAGAAGUUUUUGAAAAUGGAGUCUUGGAAGGUAAAUCUGUAGGUUAUACCAAUUCCAGUGACAGGAAAGCGAGGAAAGAAUCAAGAAAGCAUGAGAUUUCAGCUAAUGAUGCCAUAAGGGUGGCACUGUCCGUGUAUGAAUCGCUAGGUGAAUUGCGCAAACAGGAAGCUGCAUAUGCUUUUUUUCAGCUGGCUUGCUACCAAAGGGAUUGUUGUUUGAAAUUUUUGGAGUCAGAUCAGAAGAAUAGCAACUUUUCUAAAGGUGAAAACAGCAUUCUUCAACGGGUCAAGCAGUAUGCUUACUUGGCCGAGAGAAACUGGCACAGAGCCAUAGAUUUUUAUGGCCCACAAACGCAUCCCACCAUGUACCUGACUAUUCUCAUAGAAAGAUCGGCUCUUUCAUUAACCCUUUUCGACUUUUUUCACUCAAAUGCAAUGCUGGAAUCAGCUCUGUCUCGCAUGCUUGAAGGACGUUAUGUAUCAGGUAAGGAUUCAGACUCUUUCAGAACAGACCAUCCUGAUACGCAUGCAAAAUUUUGGAGACAGUUGCAGAUGCUUUUGAAGAAAAUGUUGGCCGUGACAAUUUCAGGAAGUGCAAACAAAUCAUCGCCAGUCUCUCAACCAAAUCCAGUAUCCAAUAGGUCUGGAGAAGCUGGAAAGCUCAGGGAGCUUUACAAAAUGUCUCUGAUGUCCACCGACAUGAGUGAAUUGCAUGCUAUGCACACAUUGUGGACAUCAUAAUCAGAAAUUUGACUCUUCAGUUCCUGGUUUUCGAUAUUGUCCAUCUCAAGGAGAAAGUUCGCAUGGGUUGUACACUUGUACUAAAUAUAGAGUAGAAUGCUCUUUUUUCACUGUCUAUAUCAUAGAGGAAAUUUUGGGAGAUGAAUUAACAACACUUGUAGAUAUUCAUAUAAAUCGACAGACUUCAGUAGCAUAUGGGGAAGUCAUUUUAUUUUUCUUCUCUUUUAUUUGA